AUGUCCCUAGCUAACAAUGCCGUAGCACCAGAAUCUACGACUGAGACUUCAAGUGUUCAGCCAGAUGAGCAAGAGAAAGCCGAGGAAGCCAUGGAAACUGCCGACCUGUCUGCCAGCAGCGACGUGGUAUCAGAUUCUGAAGCCACGACUGAUAGUGGCGAUGAGACUGAGACUGAGUCUGAGGCUCCGUCCGUGUCUGUGUCUGGGACUUCGACCGCGAGCAGCGGCGUGGUGGGUGCUGGUUCUGCUGGUGGUGGCCCUGCUUGCGGCUCUGGUGGGGCUCCUGGUGCCUUCGGUGCCUCCGGUGCCUCUUGUGGUUCGUCCAGUGGUGUUGGUGUUGGUGUUGGUCGGCCUCUGGUCCCAGAAGAGGAGGAGGAAGAAGAAGAAGAAGAGGAGGAGGAGGAGGGACCCGAGCGCAUCAACCUCGAUGAAGUUGACGGCCCGGUUGCGGAGCGACUCCGCGCCGGGCUCGCUCACUUGAGCGAGGUUCUGGAGGAAGUCGACGCCCUGGACGUCGCGAUCCCUCUGCUCCCCGGCUCACGGGGCCAUCCAGCAGCCAUGCGCGCCCGCGCGGAGGUCCUCGCAGCCAGCGAGGGCAUCUACGAGGGCGUUGGUUUGCUGUGGCGGUCCUUGGUCGAGGCCAGGGAGGUCGCCAACGAUGUCCAAGAGGGCAUCGUGGCGCUUCGAGACGAGUCCUUGCGCCUGGGGAUCGAGCUCAUCGAUUUCCAGAUCCAGGCUGGCGGGUGGAGAGAGCGCGCUCUCACCAGCGAGGCACGCCUUCGGGAUGCCGAGCUGGAGAUUGCCUCGCUCCGCGCCCGGCUUGGUGAGGAGAAAGAAGAGUGA
Molecule: messenger RNA, 843 nt
Organism: Cladophialophora carrionii CBS 160.54
Lineage: Eukaryota; Fungi; Ascomycota; Eurotiomycetes; Chaetothyriales; Herpotrichiellaceae
Exons: 1
Coding region: 1-843 (280 amino acids)
Source: RefSeq, a predicted model, not a curated record